AGAGGGACAAAAUUCUCUGAGUCUGUCCAGUCUUGCAGACAUACCAGCAAGAUGGCUACCUGACAAUUUGGAUAAGCGUGAAAAUUUUCCACUUAUCCAUGCAGAUAAGAUUUUUUUCGUGACGCCCAAGCAUACCAAAUGCAUAUAUUCAAAUGGAACUUGAGAAACCAUUCCAAAAGGUAGUGAUGCUAAGGGACUGCAACCUUCUUUAUGAUGGUCCUUAUCUACACAUUGAGAGUAUUGGUUGUCAGUUCUAAGCACAUGCUUUAUGCCAUUGAAGACAUAUCUACCUUCGCUGUGCGUACCAGACACUUUGCAUUUGGAACAGGGCCGGCUGGAUGUGUGGCCACGGUGGUUGAGGAUAAAAGCUCUUGCUGGUGCAUCAGCAAUAAAGCAUCUUAAUUUUAUUGGUACCUUAGUACCAUCAAGAUCUACACCACCGUUGGAAAGCAUAUGGGUUAUGUUCAUGAUGAACAUAUUGAAAAGCCUAUUAGGAUCACUAGGCUUUUGCAUUCCUCUAUAAAUGCCGACAACUAUUGGCCUUGCAUCAGCUUCGACAUCAAAAUGAAUAUACUCCCCCGGUUCUACAACAUAUGUAGGAACACGAGUCCGUGGAGUAUCCAGGACAGUCCUAAUAUCCUUCGGGAGGUUGGUAAAGCAGGUAUGGGUCCGAAGAAGGUUUCAGGAACCGCUUCAGAACUACAGAAUACUGAAGAAGACAAAGAAGAAGAAGAAGAAGAAGAAGAGGAACGAGAACUGUCAUCCACAUCUACACCAUGGAUGGCAUCAAUACCACCUGCGUAAUCUGUGGAGGAUGAAGGAACAUCCGCCAGAUUAACAGGGGCAUUGAUCUCUUCAAUA
This is a messenger RNA of Osmia lignaria (orchard mason bee), 861 nucleotides long. The record is from RefSeq and is a predicted model, not a curated record. NCBI's taxonomy places the organism in Eukaryota, Metazoa, Arthropoda, Insecta, Hymenoptera, Megachilidae.